AUGUCUUCGGCACCUUCGAGCGGUGCGUGGGUGCAACCCGAGCAGCCUACGACGAUGGCUGCGGUUCCGGAUCCAGAAAUGUCAACAUCCCAAAACACAUCGUCGUCGGCAUCUAUAUCUUCUGAAAAGCCAAACGAUGGAAGCCCGCCAGCAGAAGCACCUGCAUUCAAGCCGACGAUACGACUUGUCCUCGCAUUUGCAGCUCUUUCGGUUUUGACGCUCAUGGUCGCCCUGGACGGCACGUCGAUAAGUGUAGCCUUGCCCAUCAUUGCAAGAAAACUGCAUGGAUCUGCCAUCGAAGCCUUUUGGGCAGGUACCUCUUUUCUGCUAGCAUCGACCGUGCUCCAGCCGACUUUCGCCUCCUUCAGCCACAUUUUUGGUAGAAUGCCAGUCAUCAUGGUUUCCAUCACCUUCUUCUUCGUCGGGGUCAUGAUGGCUGCUCUCUCUAAUGACUUUGCACUCCUGCUUACUGGAAGAUCGAUCCAGGGCAUCGGCGGCGGUGGCAUCAUCACAAUGUCCGAGAUUGUCGUGACUGACCUCGUCCCUCUGCGUUACCGGGGCCAGUGGGCUGGUAUCCUGGCCGGCAUGUGGUCCAUCGGUUCAGUCGGGGGUCCGAUCAUUGGCGGAGCCUUUGUUCAGGUACAAUGGCGCUGGAUCUUUUGGAUCAACCUACCUUUUAUCGGCGUUGGUGUUGUUAUGGUUCCCUUGUUUCUCAGACUGAACAUCAUCCCUCAGAGUAUCGCCGCCAAAUUGCGCAGAGUCGACUGGAUCGGAACGGUCAUCUUCGUUGGCAGCAUGACUAGCUUCCUCAUACCUCUUACCUGGGGCGGUGUCAUGUAUGCCUGGUCGUCAUGGAGGACUCUGGUUCCUCUCCUUGUUGGCCUUGCAGGUUUGGUUGGCUUCUGCUUCUACGAGGCCUACCUGGCCCCGGAGCCGCUUUUGAGGCUUUCAGUCUUCCGCAACCGCACCACAAACAUCGCAUACGUCACGACCACUCUUCACGGCAUGAUCCUGUGGUGUCUGUUGUAUUACAUGCCAUUGUACUUUGAAGCCGUCAAAGACUAUUCGCCAGUCAUCUCGGGAGUUGCUUUGUUCCCUUCGACCUUCACCGUUGCCCCGAUGGCUGUGGUGACUGGUAUCUUGAUCACCCGAUUUGCAUCCUAUCGCUGGGCCAUCUGGCUGGGCUGGACCGUCUCGACACUUGGUCUGGGUCUCCUUACUUUACUCAAGGUCCAUACGAGUAUCCCACAGUGGAUCUUCAUUGACCUUGUUUCGGGCUUCGGUCUCGGAAUCUUGUUUCCAGCCCUGCAAUUUGAACUUCAAGCUGCCAGCUCCAAUCAGGACAUGGCGUUCGCGGUGGCCGUGUUCGUCUUUGCUCGGAGCCUUGGGCAGACCUUUGGAAUUGCAAUUGGAGGUGUGAUUUUCCAGAACCAGAUGGUGAAAAAGUUGCAAGCAUACCCUGCUUACGCUGCGCAAGCCUCGGAGCUAGCAAAGGAUGCUGCUGCAUUAGUGGAGAUCAUCAAGAAAACACCGCAAGGAGUGGGCAAGUUGCAACUCAUGACGGCGUACACCGACAGCCUGAGGACGGUGUACAUCGUGAUCGCGGCCAUCUCGGGCGUCUGCCUGGUCGCCAGUCUUUUCGUCAAGGCCUACGAUUUGAACGUUGGACUCGAGACAGAUCAAGGGUUGGUGGAAGGGUCGAGGGAGAAGGAAGUCAAGCUUGAGGAUGGACAAGGAAACAACUGA
Messenger RNA from Exophiala spinifera, 1746 nucleotides. RefSeq lists its product as uncharacterized. Gene Ontology annotation, biological process: transmembrane transport. The record is from RefSeq and is a predicted model, not a curated record. Gene Ontology annotation, molecular function: transmembrane transporter activity. Bases 1 to 1746 code for a protein of 581 amino acids. The transcript has a single exon. NCBI's taxonomy places the organism in Eukaryota, Fungi, Ascomycota, Eurotiomycetes, Chaetothyriales, Herpotrichiellaceae.